AUGUAUCAAAAUGGUGGGAAGCUUUUAAUUGCAGGAAACGGUGGUUCCGCUUCAGAUGCUCAACACUUUUCGGGCGAACUCAUGGCGAAAUUUUCCGAAGAACGUAAACCUUUACCAGCAAUAGCACUUCAUUGCGAUACUUCAAGUUUAACAGCGUGGUCGAACGACUACAGUUUUCAUUCAUUUUACGAAAGAGCAGUUGAUGGUUUAGGAAAGAUUGGCGACAUUUUUUUUGCAAUAUCUACUUCUGGUAAUUCAAAGAACAUUAUAAACGCUGCAAUAAUGAGCAAGAAAAAAGGUUUGUAUGUUAUUGGUCUUCUUGGAAAAAAUGGUGGAGAACUAAAAAACUAUUGCGAUUUGUUUUUAACUGUUCCAUCUAACCAAACGCCAAGGAUUCAGGAAUCUCAUAUCCUUGUAAUACACAUAAUUUGUCAGUUAAUUGACAACGCAUUCACUAAAUAA
Hydra vulgaris (swiftwater hydra) is the source of this 462-nucleotide messenger RNA. Its product is annotated as phosphoheptose isomerase. Gene Ontology annotation, biological process: carbohydrate derivative metabolic process. Gene Ontology annotation, molecular function: D-sedoheptulose 7-phosphate isomerase activity; carbohydrate derivative binding. The record is from RefSeq and is a predicted model, not a curated record. Lineage: Eukaryota; Metazoa; Cnidaria; Hydrozoa; Anthoathecata; Hydridae.